Messenger RNA from Oppiella nova, 1998 nucleotides. The record is from the annotation of a GenBank genome assembly. Lineage: Eukaryota; Metazoa; Arthropoda; Arachnida; Sarcoptiformes; Oppiidae.
CGAGUGUUGAGAGUGACGUCAUUUAUGUUCAACAAAAACAUCUCAUUUAAUGCCAACUGUUAUGAUAUGACUGUAAAUCACAACUCAAUUACAAUUGCAUUGACUUUGAAUGCAAUUAAUGUUGAAAUGUAUUAUUAAUUUGUGUUUUAAUGGUUUGAUUGUGUGCUACAGUUAACAGUGAUUUGGAAACAAUACUUUUGUAUAUAAUAGUGAAUCGAUAGUACAAAACAUAUAAAUUACACAUCAAUUGAAUUAAUCGAGAAAUAUGUGGAAAGUUAGGGAACUCUACGAUAAGGCCACAAAUAUUGUCAUGAAUUACACGGAGGUUGAGGCCAAAGUGCGAGAGGCGACGAACGACGACUCGUGGGGUCCGACGGGACCGCAGAUGACGGAGAUAGCGGGCCAUACCUUCACGUACGAGCACUUCCCGGAAGUGAUGGGAAUGCUGUGGAAGCGUAUGCUUCAGGACAACCGCACCAAUUGGCGGCGCACUUAUAAGGCACUGCUUCUGCUGUCAUAUCUCGUGAAGAAUGGAUCCGAACGGGUGGUGACGUCCGCCAGAGAACACAUUUAUGACUUGCGAUCGCUGGAGAACUACUCCUAUAUCGACGACUUAGGCAAAGAUCAGGGCAUUAAUGUGAGACAUCGCGUGAAGGCGUUGAUUGACUUCAUUCAAGACGACGACAAACUCAGAGAAGAGCGAAAGAAAGCCAAGAAAACCAAAGACAAGUUCAUUGGCGUCGCGUCCGACCAAAUGGGUCUUCACAGCAAGUAUAGCGAUGGCUGGUAUGACCCACCGGUUCGUAAGCCUGACAUCGAAGACGACAGCUUUGGUCGCAGUGAACGCAGGGCUAAGAAAUUUGAAGACACUGUCAGUGAAAAUAGUUUUGAAGACAAACCCGAAUCGAUUGAUUCGGAAUCGAUCGGCGAAUCGACUAAAUCCAGCGAUAGAUCCCGAAGUGAUGGGUCGGCCGUCAGUCCUCGGCGAGCGGUUAAGAAGGAGACCAUCAAGAAGAUAGAUAUGGGCGCAGCUGUCAAUUUCGGCAAAACCGAUGGCAACUCUCAACACAAUCAGACCUCAUCUCUCGUAGAGACCACACCUUCCCGAGGGAACACCAAUAAUGUCAACCAAAACAAGUCUAACGAACUAUUACUUGAAGAGAUUUUUAGCACAAACUCUGGUUUCACAGCCAAUGACUUGACUUCUAAUGUCAAUAACAAUAAUAAUUUAAAUCUAACUAAAAAUCUAAUGAAUAGUAAUAAUCAUAACUUUAAUAAUAAUAGUUUAGAAGACUUCGCAGACUUCUCGGCAUUUCAGGGCAGUUCUGCCACCAAUUCAUCAGUGGAUGAGUUCGCGGACUUCGCCACAGCUUUGGGUCCAACCAGUGCUCAAACGUCACAAAAUUUAUUGUCCGAUAACUCUCUUCUGAUGCAAUCAUCGAAUCCUUUUGAAGGAACUGCCAGUACUUUGCCGCCAAUUAUGGGCUUAAACACAAUGUCCGGUGUGCUCACGCCUACCAACAUAUCCUUGAAUACCAGUGCGAACUCAACCGAUUUGUUCUCCAAUUUGGACCAAAAGGUGACAACAAGUUCUCCGACCGGUGUCUCGCAAAACAACACGUGGAGUGACUUAAGUAAAAAUGUCAACAUUAAUGUCGAUAACUUAAUGGGCAGUAAAUAUGAGAAGCAAAACGCGCCCUCAAUGAACCAAUUGGCCCGACACGUCAACAACCUCUCGAUCGCACCCACAGCUCAACCGCCACUGUCUCCGACUAAUAAUUUUGGUUUUGGGUUAACCCCUACUCCUAUGCAGAGACCAUUAGAUAUGAAUUCUGCGCGAAUGCCUCAUAUGCAGAGUCCGGCACCUAAUCUAUGGCCUAAUGAUAAUAGACAAGGAUUUGGAGGUAUGGGUGGCAUGUAAUGUAAUUAAUGUAAUGCUAUGGCAAUCAAAAAGUUUACAAAUUGUUAAAAUUCUAUUACUGGUUACCACAUCAAUGC